UUUGGCUAUGAAUGGAAUCGCCCAACCUUGCUGUUUUCCAAGAUUGUUGUGCGUUUAAGCCGUUUUAGCCCACCCGUAAGGCCUAAACAACUAGAGCUGGAUUAUGCUGCUUUAUCGGACUGGUCGUCUAUGGUCAUUGGGCGUACCUUCGGUGCGGGGUUUGCGGGGCGUGCCAGCCAAUACAUACCGCCAGGAGCGUGUUACCAGCAAUUCAGAUGGUUCGGUGUUGGUUUGUUGGCAUCCCGAGCCCCGUUUUCCCUACGCCUUGACCCGACCUAUGCCUCGCGCUCAGGCCCCGGGCACUCACUCAAAGUUGAAGAUCCAAUCCGUUGAAGACAUGCAAGAGCUGUACCACCACAAACCGGCCCGCUACCAAAUCCGGGAUCUCAUGCGACUCACAUGGACCACCAAGCACCGAUGGUUCCCCAAUCACGCCCAUCGCAAAGAGGACGCCAAGAAGAAUCCCCGGGAACGACCUUACUUGUAGUUACCCGUCAGUCCCAUAACGAAUUAAAUUCAUCCUUAGCAUAACCUUACAAA
Tigriopus californicus is the source of this 540-nucleotide messenger RNA. It is a transcript of the gene mRpL42, whose product is annotated as large ribosomal subunit protein mL42-like. Bases 104 to 487 code for a protein of 127 amino acids. The transcript has 2 exons. The record is from RefSeq and is a predicted model, not a curated record. Gene Ontology annotation, cellular component: mitochondrial large ribosomal subunit. NCBI's taxonomy places the organism in Eukaryota, Metazoa, Arthropoda, Copepoda, Harpacticoida, Harpacticidae.